UUGGGAGUCAAUUUUCGCUCGUGCUUAAUAUAAGGCCACCAGAAUAUUCUCAGUAUUAACUUUCCAAGCGUCUACAGAAACAGCCUUCUCAGACGUUCACUGCUAAGGAACUCACCAGAAUGGCUUCUCGACCCAAAGGAUUUGGUAUGACCGCUGAAUUGCAACGAAAGAAAGAUGCAAAAUAUGAUUCAGAUCUGGAGGUACAAAUAAGAGAAUGGAUCAAUGCAGUUCUAGGUGGACAAGUUCUUAAACCUGAGCCUGAUCAAAAAGAUUUCCAUGAAUCUCUGAAGAGUGGGGAAAUCCUAGUCGAUCUAGCAAAUGCGCUGGGUGGAAAGUAUAAGAAGAACUCAAGCAAGAUGGCUUUCAAAAUGAUGGAGAAUAUUGGAAACUUUCUGAGUUUCUGUGAUGAACUGGGAGUUCCUAAAAGUGAUGUGUUUCAGACUGUGGACUUAUAUGAGUCACAGAACAUUCCUGGGGUAAUCAGUGGGUUGCAUGCUUUUGCACGAAAGACAAACGCGUUAGGAAAAGCAGUACCUUCGCUGGGACCCAAAGAAGCAGAAGAGAACAAGCGCGUGUUCACCGAGCAGCAACUCAAGGAAGGACAGAACGUAAUCGGGCUUCAGAUGGGAACCAAUAAAGGUGCCUCGCAGGCGGGAGACCAUUUUGGCCGCCCUAGGCAGGUGGCUGGCGCAAAUGUUUACAAAUGAGGUCCAUAGCGUGCGUGUGUCCUUAAGAACAUAGAUUUGUCGUGGUUCAUGUCAAGAGUGUAAUUUGUAGCUAAUAACAAGACUCAGCAAGAUAUGAGUAGUGUAUUUAUACUUAGUUUUAGCAAUCAUUUCCACCAGUGCAUUUGUUACUCCAAGGUCUUAAUUGUGGGCGUAAAAAUUUUUCUAGAGUGAUUUAGUUUUGGACAAAUAAAUUGGUUGGAUUUUGUCAGUGCU
This is a messenger RNA of Stylophora pistillata, 941 nucleotides long. Its product is annotated as transgelin. Gene Ontology annotation, biological process: actin filament organization. The record is from RefSeq and is a predicted model, not a curated record. NCBI's taxonomy places the organism in Eukaryota, Metazoa, Cnidaria, Anthozoa, Scleractinia, Pocilloporidae. Gene Ontology annotation, cellular component: actin cytoskeleton. Gene Ontology annotation, molecular function: actin filament binding.